This is a messenger RNA of Polyodon spathula (Mississippi paddlefish), 890 nucleotides long. Its product is annotated as signal peptidase complex catalytic subunit SEC11A-like. Gene Ontology annotation, cellular component: membrane; signal peptidase complex. Lineage: Eukaryota; Metazoa; Chordata; Actinopteri; Acipenseriformes; Polyodontidae. Bases 124 to 672 code for a protein of 182 amino acids. The record is from RefSeq and is a predicted model, not a curated record. Gene Ontology annotation, molecular function: serine-type endopeptidase activity. The transcript has 6 exons.
AAUACAGUUUCCGGUAGUGAAAGACCGGAAGAUCUGUAUGUAGUUCUUUAUUCUCCUUUCUUCACUCAUAGCUGAUGUUUUUUUAUAUUAGAAUUAUACAUUUUUAAUUCACUUGUAUAGCUGAUGCAUAAAAUGCUGUCCUUGGAUUUCCUAGACGAUGUGCGGCGGAUGAACAAACGCCAGCUCUACUACCAGGUCCUGAACUUUGGAAUGAUUGUUUCUUCAGCCUUGAUGAUCUGGAAAGGCUUAAUGGUGGUCACAGGCAGUGAAAGUCCCAUUGUGGUUGUACUCAGUGGGAGUAUGGAGCCGGCUUUCCACAGAGGAGACCUUCUGUUUCUUACCAACAGAGUCGAAGAUCCCAUCCGAGUUGGAGAAAUUGUUGUCUUCAGGAUAGAAGGAAGAGAGAUCCCAAUAGUACACAGAGUCCUCAAAGUGCAUGAGAAGGAAAAUGGAGACAUUAAGUUUUUGACCAAAGGUGACAACAAUGCUGUAGAUGACAGAGGUCUGUACAAGCAGGGACAGCACUGGCUGGAGAAGAAAGAUGUGGUGGGGCGGGCUAGAGGGUUUGUGCCGUAUAUAGGAAUCGUUACUAUUCUCAUGAAUGACUAUCCAAAAUUUAAGUACGCAGUUUUAUUUCUCCUGGGGCUCUUUGUUCUGAUCCAUCGGGAGUGAGGAUUCUGUUAUCUGGACACGCAUCAUUGCUGCCAGGCUUAUUGCAGACCGUCUCAUGUUACAAAAAGAUUUUGUGUAAUGUACAAAUUCAGUUUACUAUUAGAUUUCAUAACACUUGGGGUCAAUUUUAUCCUGGGCAGUUUGAACUCAGGACCCAAGUUUAAAAAAAAAAAAAUUAUAUAUAUAUAUAUAUAUAUAUAUAUAUAUAUAUAUAUAUA